CGCUCUUGCAAAGUUAAAACAGACUUUGUUUAUCUUGCAGGUUGUUUGCUGAAAUGCUCUCUGACUAGUUAACCUACUUCUCAGCGUAGAUAUUUUACUCUUCCCAGCCGUAAACGCUGAGAAGAGUGCGCAUCUCGUUGUAUUUCACUCCUUAAGUCUUUAGCAUUUCUGAUCUCUUUGUAAUUCAAUUUAAAAAAAUUUUUUUGUGUUUCCUGCAGUUGUUAUUGUGCAGCACCAAAAAAAAAGGAUCAGGACUCCAGUUUUUCCUCUCCAGCACGUGCCAUUUGUCAAAGAUUGUUGUGCAUUAAAUAUCUUGUUCUGCAGACGUGUGGCUUGCUGUUUUUUGGAGGAGCUCAUCGUGAGGAUUUUUAAUCGAGCAUUUGGAGAGCGCCAUGGCGACCGAAGUGGAUACGUGGUCCUCCGCUCAAAAGGCCGACGGGGUGUUCUCCUUCGACGAAAACCUGGCGGAGGCUAACUGCCCCUACAGCGUUGACGAUGACUUGCUGAAUGAGGCGGAGGUGAACGGUAACUGGACGCCUCAGGAGAAAGCACUCCACGAGGCGCGACUCAAAGCCAAAGCCAAGCGCCGCCUGCGCAAGUCCUCAUCCCGCAACUCCACCAGCGAGUCCAUCUCUGAAUCGGGAGAAGUAUCAGGAGGUGACCCAAACAGUCCAAAGGGCAAAGUCAACACCAGCGACCGCAAAUCCAGGGCGGGCAAAGGCAGAGGCCUGCCAAAAAAAGGUGGGGCAGGUGGUAAAGGAGUUUGGGGGGCUGCUGGGAUGGUUUAUGAAGAUGAGGAGCCUGAUAUGCGAGACCCCAACUACGAUGAGGCUGCACAGGGGGACACAGUUUAUGCAACAGUUGCUCCAGAGGUAGAUGAGAAGGAACUGGAAAAAAUGGUCAACCCAAUUGUACAGGAGUACUUUGAACAUGGAGACACAAAAGAGGUCCAGAUGCUGCUGAAGGGGCUCAACCUGGGCCAACAUAAGUACGAGUUCUCCUCCCUGGCCGUGUCCCUGUCCCUCGAGGGCAAAGCCAGCCACAGAGAGCUGACCUCCCGUCUGCUCUCUGAUCUGUCGGGCAAGAUGCUGUCCCAAAGUGAAAUGGCCCGCGCCUUCGACAAGAUACUCAAAGAGCUGCCAGACCUCAUGCUGGACACCCCGGAGGCUCCACAGAUGUUAGGCCAGUUUGUAGCCAGAGCCAUAGCGGACCACGUCCUCCCCAUGUCUUUCCUGGACUGUUACAAGGGCAAAGUGGACUGUGAGCAUGCCAGAGUGGCUUUAGACCGUGCCGAAGUGCUGUUGACCAUGAAGAGGGAGAUGGUUCGUCUAGAUAAUGUGUGGGGCGUGGGCGGAGGCCUGAGACCUGUCAAACAUCUCGUCAAAGAGAUGAACCUCCUUCUCAAGGAGUACCUGAUAUCAGGAGACAUUUCGGAGGCAGAGCACUGUCUGCGGGACCUGGAAGUCCCACACUUCCACCAUGAGCUGGUCUAUGAGGUUGUAGUGAUGGUGCUGGAGUCGACAGGAGACACUGCCAGUCAUAUGAUGAUAAAGCUCCUGCAGGCCUUCUGGAAAAUGGGCCUCAUCACUGUGGAUCAGAUGAACCGGGGUUUCCAGCGUGUCUAUGACGAGCUUCCAGAAAUCAACCUUGAUGUGCCACAUGCCCACUCUAUCAUGGAGACCUUUGUGGACCUCUGCUUCAAGGAGGCUGUCAUCACCAAACAGCUGAGAGAUGCCUGUCCAGUCAGAGGACGGAAGCGUUUUGUAAGCGAAGGAGAUGGAGGCGCGAUCAAGACCUAAUCCACAAGAGGAAGAGGAAGAGCAGGAGGAGGCCGAGGAGGAGGGGGGGUGUCUACAGGUUCUUAUACCCCAUUUUCCCCUGAAACCGGGGAUGCUGGCAGUCUAAAGUUUCCUUGUUCCUCCCCUGAUAAUGUUAUCAUUACACAAACCAGCAUUUACGUUCAGUGAAAGUAGACUGAAAAGUCGCCCAGGCGUUCAGUUCCAUUCAUCUUGUUGAUCACUGUUUGUGACAUUUUUUUUUUAAGAAAAUUCUUUAUUUUUGUGGUUUAUGCGCCCACCUUGCCUCAGUCUUUGUUUUGUUUUAUCAAGAACGCUUUGAGUCAGAGCUGCAGAAAGGCAGGUGGACUGGCUGGGGUGUGUGGGAGAUGAAUUUGGGUGUUUUGCCUCUUGCUUUGCGUCACCUGUUGCCAUGUCUCUAUUUUCUUUUCCAAUGUAAAGUGCUAUUAAUACAAUAAAGCACUUAAAAGACAGAGAGCAUACUCUACAGUCAGUGAGCACUUAGAUAUUUAGCUCAACAAGCCACAAAUUAUUUGAAAUUAUUUCAAGGACAACAUGCUUUGUACCUUCUGGUUCAAGUUGUUCUAUUGAUCCUUUAUAAAUAAGGUUUUUUGUUCUUUUUUCAUUUCAUUGCAUCUUGGGUCUCUGAAGCCAAAUGUUCACAUUAUAAAGCAAAGCAGUCAAAGCAAGAAGUGCGUGGAUGGUUAUUGAAACUUACUUUAGGGCAAAUGUACUUUGGAAGCGCUUUUUCUGAAAAAACAAAUAUAAAAAGUAAUUGGGGUUGAUGUGUGUAAAUAAAAUCAAGGGUGCAACAUUUUCAGAACUCUGACUUUGCUUGCAAUUAUGAAUCUAAAGCUCAAAUGUGCAGGAUAUGAUUCUGGAUAGGUAACCUUACAAUAUAAAGUCAAACCUUCUGGAGAGAGUAGAAGAAAUCUGGAAAUUGUCUUAUGUUUACCUGUUUACCUGUCUAAUGUCUCUGAAAUGGCAACCCCAGCUUUGAUUUGUCAAGCAUAUUCUUUUCUGCCACUGUAACAGUUCUUCAUGUUGAUGAAAGUUAAAGAUGUGGCUGAGAAAUGUAUACCAUUCAUUAAAAAGCAACAAAAAUAAUUUUCUGUAUUUUUAUUUUUUCUGGUCCUGACAGCAGUAUUGAUUAAAGAGUCAUCAGGAGUAAGUAGUUGGGCAAGUGUUGUAGAGAUGUACAUCCAUCACAUUUGUUGAUCAUUCAUCAGCUGUGAUCCUUAUUGUAUAUUUCAACCUUGUACCUGUAUCUUCUGUCAGUUUCAUUUCACAUCUUUCUCUGACUAAUGGUCAGAGCACGCUUACAAAUGUUAAUUUAAACCUGUAACUGAGAAACAGUUUGAGGCCAAAGUUUGGAUUUCUCUCUGACUCUUCUCUCAUUUAUGGUGCAUCUAAGAUACAUGGCUGUGUUUAAUAGCAUCGCUUUAUUAUGCUUACAGUGUAAAUAGGUGGUUGAGGGAAAUUAUGUUAAAUAGUUAAUAUUUUAAAAACUAGUGUAAUUCACAGCACACACUCAUUCAUGCAUGCUGCUGUCCACUGUCAAAUACAGGCUAUAACGUUUGUUCUGUACUCCUACAAGCAUCUUUGUACUCUGUACACUGUUCAUAACACUUCCUGACACAAGAACUUCAUUUUAUACAUUUCAAUAAAAUUAAAUAAUUCCCUCUA
Cottoperca gobio is the source of this 3482-nucleotide messenger RNA. It is a transcript of the gene pdcd4a, whose product is annotated as programmed cell death 4a. Gene Ontology annotation, cellular component: nucleus; cytosol. The transcript is spliced from 11 exons. Lineage: Eukaryota; Metazoa; Chordata; Actinopteri; Perciformes; Bovichtidae. Gene Ontology annotation, biological process: negative regulation of DNA-templated transcription. The coding region runs from base 393 to 1799 and encodes 468 amino acids. The record is from RefSeq and is a predicted model, not a curated record.